AUCACCCAGCCAACACACACUAAGCCAGUCAUCGUCAUCAAGAAAACCACGAAAACCGCCGAAAAACCCACCAACAAACCAGCAACCAACUAACCAACAACAAACCAACAGAGGAGGCUAUAAGUAGAAGAUGACCGAUCAGAAGAGUAGUAGCACUACUACAACCGAAGCUCACGAGGUCAAAUCAGUCAGAGAGCAGGUCGAAGGAAUGGGAGUCGAAACCGAACAGGCAAACAUCGUCGCAUCCGACCCAAAAACCCAUUCAACCCCUCGUACUCAACAGAACGAUCUUGAUAACUCCCCUACCUCGAGUACUAAAGGAAAAGAUUUGCCUGCCUCGUGGGAUGCCUAUGCCGAUCUACAAUCGCCCUUCGCCUGUUUUGCGCCGAGAACCACGACCUGGUCAUAUGCGCAACCAUCAGAUCAAUCAGCAAAAGAAGAUUCGACAAACCCACCUGCGCGUGCACUAGCACCACCUCCAAAACAAGUCUCAACCGCACCCGCAUUCUCCUUAACCGGCCAACAGACCGCCACGAACUCACUCUGUCCAAACAAAUUCCCUUCCGGUUCUGACUUCUUCCUCAAGGGCAAGCGAAAUACCUCCGUAGCCGAUUCCUCACCGGAGCUCGACGAGGACUCGGCAAGUCAGUCCAAGAAACCCAAGCUACCCCCACCCGUAAACUCCUCCGCCUCCUGCCCCCCAUCCUCUUCAUCCUCCAAACGCAACCAUCCGCUCUCUCCGACCAGCUUACGAUCGGCCGCACUGGAAAAGUUCAACAGUAACCCAUCCCUCCAUACCACCUCGGUCCAAUCCUCAACCGUCUCCACCUUCCUCGACGUCCACCCACCGAGCUCCAAGGCAAGCUCGGCCUGUGCCGAUAACGGCGAAAACGAGGAUUCAGCAUCUUCCACAAUCCCCUCCGCCAUCCCUCCCUCGGAAGCGCAAAAAGCCAGCAACAACAAACCCUUGGGUUUCUCGGCCUUCGCUACCUCCACCGGAUUUGGCGACUCGUCCGCUAAACCGACUAUUGAUUGGUCCGACGGUCGCGUAUCCUCUCCCUCCGUCUUCGAUCAACAACCCCCUUCAUCUUCAAAACCAUCCCACCCCUCCCAACCUGAAUCCCAACAGAACCCGGUCUCUGAAUGGGGUGGCGGUCAAACUGGAGAACGGAAGACUCACUUGGCUCUAUCCGCUGAGCUAGGCCAAGAGGAUAAACAUGAAGGAUUCUUAGCUACUGAAGUCAUUACAGGUGAAGAAAACGCAGAGUUGGACAAAAGCGUCCGUUGUAUGAAGUUCACCUUGGGAGAGGAUCAAUCGUGGCGUGAAAGAGGCACGGGUGGCCUCCGGUUAUUGCGGACCAAGGAGGAACCGUAUCGGUACAGAUUAAUCAUGCGAGCCGAUGCAGUCUUAAGAGUCUUGCUCAACGUGCCCAUCUUUCAUGGGUUCAGUUACCGUCCAACUCAGGAUAAGUUCCUCACCUUCGCCUCUACCGUUGCACUGGAACCUUCGGCCGGAUCGGGAUCUGGAACGACAGCACCGGCCGAGAACGAAGGAGAACCUGGUAAAACUCAAUUCCAACAAUACUUAUGUCGGUUUGGCAAACCUGAAGCUAGACAAGAAAUCAUCGAUAGCAUCGAACGGUGCUUAAAAGAUCUUAAUCAACAACAAAAACAACAAUCUAUCCCCGAUAAUAAUCAGGGGAAUCAUGAAGAUCCUUCUUCUGUUGUUGACGCUUCUGAUCUGGUUUGAUACAUAGUCACCUUCUUUUCAUAACUUGCCUCCUCCUCCUCCUCCUUUUUUUUUGUCCUCUCUCCAAAAAAUUACAUACAUCAAAAAUGAAUCGACACAAACCAAAUAAAGAAAUCGCUGAAAAAAAUAUCAUCAUCACCGAAUGGAAGGGGGUUUUAGCUGGUCUUUAUGUUUUU
Molecule: messenger RNA, 1926 nt
Organism: Puccinia graminis f. sp. tritici CRL 75-36-700-3
Lineage: Eukaryota; Fungi; Basidiomycota; Pucciniomycetes; Pucciniales; Pucciniaceae
Exons: 5
Coding region: 131-1750 (539 amino acids)
Biological process (GO): intracellular transport
Cellular component (GO): cytoplasm; nuclear pore
Molecular function (GO): GTPase activator activity
Source: RefSeq, a predicted model, not a curated record